This is a messenger RNA of Odocoileus virginianus texanus, 2304 nucleotides long. It is a transcript of the gene FDPS, whose product is annotated as farnesyl diphosphate synthase. Lineage: Eukaryota; Metazoa; Chordata; Mammalia; Artiodactyla; Cervidae. Gene Ontology annotation, biological process: trans, trans-farnesyl diphosphate biosynthetic process. Gene Ontology annotation, molecular function: (2E,6E)-farnesyl diphosphate synthase activity; dimethylallyltranstransferase activity. The record is from RefSeq and is a predicted model, not a curated record. Gene Ontology annotation, cellular component: cytoplasm.
ACCCUGGUGGGCUGCUGUCUGUGGGGUCGCACAGAGUCGGACACGACUGAAGUGACGCAGCAGCAGCAAUGACUAAUGGUAUUGAGACUCUUUUCAAGUGCUUAAUGGCCAUUUGUGCAUUUUCUUUGGAGAAAUGUCUACUUAAGUCCUUCGCCCAUUUUCUAAUUGGGUUGGUUGUCUUUUGUUGUGGAAUCUUAGAAGUUCUUUAUAUAUCCUGGAAUGUUGAAUCCUUAUGCGGUAUAUGAUUUGCAAAUAUUUUCUUCCGCUUUGUAGUGUUUUUUUUCCUGUCAUGAUAGUGCUCUUUGAUAUACGAACAUUCUUAACUUUGAUGAAGUCCGAUUUGCCUUUUUGUUGUUGUUAUUGCGUAUGCUUUUGGUGUCACAUUUAGGAAUCCAUUGCCAAAUCCAAAUAUGAAGGCUUACCCUUAUGUUAUCUUCUAUUUUAUGGUUUCAGUUGUUAUAUAAUUACCCAUGGUGGGUGGGUAAACUGUGUGUGUGUACGUGUGUGUAGGGAUAACAGUUCUGGUUUUUUGCUUGAGUCUUCGCUUUGUUGAGCACUUAAAGCACUGCAUAUACUUUAUAUCACGGUGUUAUCCUAAUUUAACAAAUAAGGGAAGAUAGUUUCAAAGAAGUCAAUUGAGGCUCAGAAGUUACAUGAUUUGCCCAAGUUAGACAACCAGUUAGGUAGCCAUGUUGGUGCCCCUGGGGUUUUAGUAACGUGCGACUCAACUGCACAGGAAAAUAAUGACAAUUUGAGUAGUAAACAACGCCUGUUGAGAGCCUGAGUUCAAGGGAUUCCAAACCUGUCUCUCUCUCACUACGACUCCCUGCAACCUCACCCCAUCUUCCGCCCACUCCAGCCCUCUUAGGGCUGCCCCGCCCGAGACCUAAAGCUUCCAUUGGCUGUUGGUUACAGGCCUCAUGCUCAUACGAGAGGAAGUAGCCAAUCAAUGUGGCUCGUCUUCGCCCAGCCCGCCCGCGCUAGAUCGCGUAAUCGUUGCCCCUCCUGUGGCAUGUCGGGAAUUGUAGUCUAGUGACGCAUUGCUGCCUAUAGUGAAAGGAGAUCGAGAACUACUAGAUCCAGCAACCCAAGCGCCGAGCGGUGCAGCUUUUAGGAGUACCCCUCCAACAAUCUGGAUCUGCAACCGGCAUCCUGGAACAGAGCAUUUUACUCCUCCCUCAGAAUGAAUGGAGACCAGAAAUUGGAUGCUUACGCCCAAGAAAGGCAGGAUUUCAUCCAGCACUUCUCCCAGAUUGUCAAGGUGCUGACUGAGGAGGACAUUGGGCACCCAGAGACAGGAGAUGCCAUUACCAGACUCAAGGAGGUCCUGGAGUACAAUGCCAUUGGAGGCAAGUACAAUCGGGGUUUGACGGUGGUGGUAACAUUCCGGGAGCUUGUGGAGCCCAAGAAACAAGAUGCUGACAGUCUCCAGCGGGCCCUGACUGUGGGCUGGUGUGUGGAACUGCUCCAAGCCUUCUUCCUGGUGUCGGAUGACAUUAUGGACUCAUCCCUCACCCGACGGGGGCAGACCUGCUGGUAUCAGAAGCCAGGCAUAGGUUUGGAUGCCAUCAAUGAUGCUUUCCUUCUGGAAUCAUCCCUCUACCGCCUGUUGAAACUGUACUGUCGGGAGCAGCCCUAUUACUUGGACCUGAUUGAGCUCUUCCUGCAGAGUUCUUAUCAAACUGAGAUCGGGCAGACCUUGGACCUCAUCACAGCCCCCCAGCACAACGUGGAUCUUGGCAGAUUCACAGAAAAGAGGUAUAAGUCUAUCGUCAAGUACAAGACAGCUUUCUACUCCUUUUACCUUCCUGUGGCUGCUGCCAUGUAUAUGGCGGGCAUUAAUGGAGAGAAGGAGCAUGCCAAUGCCAAGAAGAUCCUGCUGGAGAUGGGAGAGUUCUUUCAGAUUCAGGAUGAUUACCUUGAUCUCUUUGGGGACCCCAGCGUGACGGGUAAGAUCGGCACAGACAUCCAGGACAACAAGUGCAGCUGGCUGGUGGUUCAGUGUCUGCAGCGGGCCUCUCCAGAACAGCGCCAAAUCCUGCAGGAGAACUAUGGGCAGAAGGAGGCUGAGAAGGUGGCCCGGGUGAAGGCACUCUACGAGGAGAUGAAUCUGUCGGCUGUGUACAUGCAAUACGAGGAAGACAGUUACAGCCACAUUAUGGGUCUCAUCGAGCAGUAUGCUGCGCCCCUGCCCCCAGCCAUCUUCCUGGGGUUAGCACAAAAGAUCUACAAGCGGAAAAAGUGACCUAGAGUCUGUGAAGGUGGGGAAGGGAGGCUUCUCAAUAAAUUAUUGUCUAGCCUGUG